Messenger RNA from Rosa chinensis, 1653 nucleotides. RefSeq names its product glucan endo-1,3-beta-glucosidase 8. Gene Ontology annotation, biological process: carbohydrate metabolic process. The transcript is spliced from 2 exons. The coding region runs from base 126 to 1562 and encodes 478 amino acids. The record is from RefSeq and is a predicted model, not a curated record. Gene Ontology annotation, molecular function: hydrolase activity, hydrolyzing O-glycosyl compounds. NCBI's taxonomy places the organism in Eukaryota, Viridiplantae, Streptophyta, Magnoliopsida, Rosales, Rosaceae. Gene Ontology annotation, cellular component: plasma membrane.
UGCCACCAUUUACAUUCUACAACUUGAUCAAAUUGCUCAUGCACAACCCUAGCUAGCUAGUAGCCCAAGCUAAUACAACACUUACACUCGUUGUUUUUCCUGUCCAUAUCUGAGUUGCUGAAGCCAUGGUUCGAGUCUCAAUUCUUGUAACAUGUGUCAUGUCUCUAAUGUUUGUGGUCUUGACAGACCAUGCUCAAGGUUUAGGUGUCAACUGGGGAGCAAUGGCAUCACACCCUUUGGAUCCCAGCAAUGUAGUAAAAAUGCUCAAGGACAAUGGGAUCAAGAGAGUAAAGCUUUUCGACGCAGAACCUGCCACCAUGAAGGCCUUGUCCGGGUCAGGUAUUUCGGUCAUUGUUGGAAUUCCCAACGAAAAAUUGGCCUCAAUUUCUUCGGCUUACAAACAUGCCCAAGAGUGGGUGAAAGAAAAUAUCACCAAAUAUGAUCAUAAUGGGGGCGUUGAUAUCAGCUAUGUGGCUGUUGGAAACGAGCCAUUCUUAACAAGUUACAAUGGGAGUUUUCUCAAGACUACUUUUCCAGCAUUGCAAAACAUUCAAAAGGCCCUAGAUGAAGCUGGCAGUAGACAGAAAAUCAAAGCCAUAGUGCCCUUCAACGCUGAUGUUUAUGAAUCUGCUUCGGGCAAACCAUCAGAUGGUCAGUUCCGAAAAGACAUCAAAAGUGAGAUGCUCAAGAUACUAGGUUUGCUCAAGAGCAAUAAGUCUCCGUUUUUCGUUAACAUAUAUCCCUUCCUUAGUCUCCAGCAAAGCUCUGAUUUCCCCAAAGAAUUUGCCUUCUUUGAUGGUACUAGCAAACCUGUUCAAGACAACAACUACCAAUAUACCAAUGUGUUUGAUGCAAAUCAUGACACACUUAUUUGGUCACUCAAGAAGGUUGGCUACCAGGACUUGGUCAUAGUUAUUGGAGAAGCAGGAUGGCCUACAGAUGGUGACAAGAAUGCCAAUAAAAUUUUGGCCAAGAAAUUCUAUGAUGGACUUCUCAAGAAAUUAACAAAGGCGGACGGAACCCCUCUUCGAAAAGGGUACUUGGAAGUGUACCUUUUUGGGCUCACUGACGAGGACAAAAAAAGUAUUGCCCCAGGGGACUUUGAGCGCCACUGGGGCAUCUUAGGCUAUGAUGGAAAACCCAAGUUCCCAAUGGACCUCACCGGGAAAGGGAACAAUAACAUGCUCAAGGCGGUACAAGGAGUGCAGUACAUGGACAAGCAAUGGUGUGUCUUGAACGGCGAUGUUCGAAAUGAGACUCUGUUAAAAAACGAACUCAGUUACGCUUGUUCUCAGACGGAUUGCACAUCUUUGGGAAGUGGAAGGUCAUGCGAUUUGGAUUUGCCGGGGAAAGUCUCCUAUGCUUUCAAUUCUUUCUUCCAAAGCAGAGACCAAGACGUUCGGACCUGCAAUUUUGAUGGCAAGGGAACGAUUACAAAAAACGAUCCUUCUAAAGGAACUUGCGUAUUCAAUAUACAGAUUUACAGUGCGGCAGUGAGGCAUCAAGUGACUUAUGCAUUGAGUAUCUUUGCAGGACUAGUCUUGAUGACUUCCUUACAUUAAUGUAAACUAAGCAAGAUAAUUUAUAUACAUAAUCGAUUGUAAUGUACUCGUUGAGAUCAGAGUAAUUCACAUUUUGUUAUCAUUUCUUCUA